Pieris macdunnoughi is the source of this 681-nucleotide messenger RNA. The record is from the annotation of a GenBank genome assembly. NCBI's taxonomy places the organism in Eukaryota, Metazoa, Arthropoda, Insecta, Lepidoptera, Pieridae.
AUGAGCGGCAAGCGCUCUCUUCCGCUCUUACAAAACCCUCGACCUAAGAGCACAUCGAAUUUGACCGUGAGCAAAGCGCCACCAAACGCUGUGGAAGUCGUGAACCAUCCCCACAACUCGAAGCUGGAGGUAAAGGAAGGGGAGGAUGUUGUCCUUGAGUGUCAGGCGAAGAACGCCAAGCCUGCUGCAAAGGUUGUCUGGUUUCGCGGGAACCAGGAGAUGACAGGAGAUAGAGUUGGCAGUGAAGAAAUAAGAGAAGUGGACAGCCCAAGCGGAAACCCCAAAUCUAUGAGAUAUACUACAAUAUCUAGGGUCCACUUCAAAGCUACUUCAGAAGAUGACUACGCAGACUUCACAUGUGAGGCGAGACAGGAGGCAUUGCAUCGAGACUCGCCUAUGAGGAGUACUAUACAACUCAGCGUGCUUUAUCCUCCUGGCGCCCCCUAUAUAGAAGGCUACGCGGAAGGCGAGACCGUGAGACGUGGACAAAGCCUUGAGCUGGUCUGCAGAAGUCGAGGCGGUAACCCACCAGCUCAGCUAAUCUGGUAUAAAAAUGGCGAACAAAUCAGAAUGGCUUACAGAUACGACUUAGAGCCCCUACAAGAAAAGAUCGUACCACCCUUAAAGGCUGGCAACACACCUGAAUCCCUUCCAACGUUGCAGGUUAUAUUCAUCACCUAG